Daphnia pulex (common water flea) is the source of this 6272-nucleotide messenger RNA. RefSeq lists its product as uncharacterized. Gene Ontology annotation, cellular component: cytoplasm. The record is from RefSeq and is a predicted model, not a curated record. Gene Ontology annotation, molecular function: protein binding. Bases 1702 to 5805 code for a protein of 1367 amino acids. The transcript is spliced from 10 exons. NCBI's taxonomy places the organism in Eukaryota, Metazoa, Arthropoda, Branchiopoda, Diplostraca, Daphniidae.
GACGCGUGAAGCCGGGAAUCGUAAGCAGACCAGCCGCUUGGAAUCAGCUGCACGCACGUUUACUCGGCUGAUGUAUAAACAACAUGCGAAAACAUCAGCUGCGCACACAUUGGCGACUGGGCUAAAGUUACACCAAACAAUUUUUCUUUAAGAAUUUUGCGUCUGUCAACGAAAGAAAAGACAGCAUCUUUUUUUCUUUCUUUUGCCCGUCGUCGAAUUUAGACGCUCGUCGUGUAUAUCCUCGCCAUAACCAGAAAAUUUAAAGUCAGCCGAAUUGAUAAAAUAGACGCCAUUUUGAAUCGUUGAUCGAGUUGUCUGUUUUGUUGUUUUAUAUAAAGAUAUAGUAGAGAGAGAGAGAUGGGCCUAUGGGGGAUCAUGAGAAGAAAGUUAAAAGAAACUGCAGUAGUACCAGAGAGCAAAGGAAAUGACUUUGGUGAAUUUUGAACAAUUUCUAUGCUGGCACGGCAGUUUCUUCUUUUCCUUUUCUUUAUUCUUACCCACUGGAGACUUUGAUCCACCCGGGAGACAAUAGAGACAUUCUGCGGCCAAUAUACGGAAUGGGGAUCCGGAUCCAUAAUGCACUCUGUCAUUCAAUCGAAUAACCAGGGUAUUGCUGGGGCAUCUCAACUUCGUUUCUGUGACUUUGUCUCUCGGUUCUUUCUUCUAGUGGAAAACGAUAUCGUCAAUUUGUGGUUAUCAUCAGGUACACAGAUUUGAAAAGUCUCUUCUUUGUCUAUUCUCCUAUCUUUCUCCAUUUUAUUUUCGAAUUUCAAACUUUAAAAAAGAAAAAGAAAAAAGAAUCCAAUGGGGUGGCAAGACCCGUUGCAACUGUAACCACGUCAUCUAUGCACGACAAUCGGAAGCUUUUCUUUCUUGCAUGUAUCCAAGCAAAAGGAAAAGAACGAUUUCUUCUAUGUAGAUUUAAUCUACACUUAUCGUUUCCAGCUCCACAUGCAUUUAGCUUCCAGCGGGGACCUUGUCAUUUAGCUCCCUUUUUUUUUGUACGACCGAUAUAAAAUUGCAGGGCAUUAUCCGAAUUGAUAAACGAGCUAUAAUAAGUCUAGAAUCUUAGAGUGUUACAAGACUUACCCAAAGGGGGACCAACUGCUAUUUAACCUAUAGGCACACAAUUCAGUCCAGUCAAAGGGGGGACCAAUUUCGCAGUUGAAUUGAUGUGUCGUGUGGUCACCAUGGCAACGCCGAACGAUUGUUGAGUCGAACUAUCGAACAAUUCUCCCUCCAUACCGUUAUUUGGUUAUAGCAUAUUCCUACACCUCCUCUAUUCCUUCCUUUCUUCCAUAUUCCCCGGUUUGGUACUUAAACAAAAAAGACUUUCUCGUCGUCGGUGUACCACCGCACAGAGGAGUAGUUGCUGGCAGCAUACAAUACGUCAAGGGUUUUAUCAGUCGGGCUCGUAACGACGACUACAUCGAAUGAACGACGGUCGUCUCCGGUUCCUCCUUUGUGAUUCCGUGGUUCACCUUCAUUACCGAAAACCCAAAUUACCAGCAGACACACCAACUCUUACCAACUAACUAACUAACUAACUAACUACUGUUACUAUGCGCCAGCGUGUUCUCAUCUGAUUAAUCACAGUUCCGCAGGGUGUGUGUGUGUGUGUGAGAGAGUGAGUGUCCAGGGAGUGGGGUGUGACUUCUUCCAUUGUAACCAAAAACGCUUCGGAUUAAACUUCAUCCGGAAAUGAAAGAGUCACAACUCGACGGUGCCGCAACAGCGUCGUCGCCUUCGGCCGGUGGAGUGGCUGGCGUCGAGGCCAUUUUCUUGAGCUCAGCUGAUGCGGAAGAAGGAACCGGUGGAGAGAGCGCGUCUAUAACGCAGGAGCUAUGGAGGCAGAAACACGCCCAACAGGAAGAAGCUGCUGUCGGGAAAAAGAAGAAAAAAGUCCCCAAGAAAGACAAGCAGAAAUCAGACGAGCAGACGACAAAGGACGCUGGUGACAGCAAACAAGUCUCAGUAUCGAACAAACACGGAGCUGGACAACGGACACCAGUUGCGUCCGAAUCGACGUCGCCAGGGAAACGAUCCAAACGUCAACAACAGCCCGGAAGAGGAGAAGUGAGCGGGGAAGAUGGAUCAUCGCAUCCAAACGUCAACGGCCGAAGUUCGUUACGAAAAACUCGUUCCGUCACGGAUGUGGACGGCGAGCGCGAGAGCCAAGAUUCAUCGGCCGCGUCCUCGGCCGCGGGCCGUCGAGGAGGCCGCCGGAUGAGCAUCUCUGUCGCCAACCCUUAUCAUCAAUAUUCAAUGGGGUCGUCGUCUAGAGACUCGUCCCGACGCAGCAGCGCGGCCAGUAUAGUCAUUUCCGUUUCUCGGCCGGACUCGCCGCUUCCGCACCUCAUCCAAAGGAUCGGCGAAGAAACUUUGUCCAUAGAAUUCCUGAGAAUCAGGAAAACGGCCAAGGCCAUUCAUUCGGCGUCAAAGUUCCGUCAUCCGCGCAUAAUCAUUCAGCCUCCCGAUGGAUCGACCAUCCACGCCAACAUGACGAGCGAAGAAACGGCCGCCAAUCUCAUCCGGAUGCACAAGGACAGGAGAAACUCGAUGCCGGCCAUUCCCCGAUUGGAAUUGAAGGAGGAAAACGAAAAAGAGGAGCGCAAACAGCAAAGAAAGCAGAGCAAAGACGGUAGAGCAGCAAACAAGCGAUUGUCCGAUGGCGGACAGACUCGGCGAAGUCGACGUCGACGCUCCAGCACUGGUUCCAGUAUUCAGGGUUUCUACAUGCCGGCCAGCAGACCAUCGUCGGCCAUGGCGGGAGAAGCCGGAGCCACAACGAUAGACCCCAAUUCUCGCCCUUCUUCUGCCGCUACAAUAGUCCAGUUGGGUAAAUUAUCAAGACCCUGGACGCCGGCACGUUCGCCAUCCCCUGGCUCUACUGGAUCCGGAAACAAUCGACAAGGCGCUGGAAGCCGAAACUUUUUCCGCAGUCGGACGCCUACUUCAAUGGUUGCCCCGCUGCAGGCUCUCAACAACAAAGUCAACAACAUUUUGGGCUGUGCUUCAAACAUUCUUGACUUUUACCACACGAGACCCGACAUCAAGAAAGAGCCGGACCACGGCAGACAACACAGACUUCUCAAAUCAACGAAAAUGAACGAAGCAAACGAUUCGUCGAAAUCGGAAAGAGACGAAACGGCCCAAUCGCGACUUAUCAAAUUCCGCAAAAAAGCCGGCCAGGGAAAUCAAAUUGAUAAGUUGAAGGAGUUGAAAGGGAAACUGGUCAAACCAGCCCGGUCACCCCAACCCGUCGUUCCGGCAGCCGAAACCGUUAAAAAGUCUGUUCAGCCGGCCAAAGAAAAAGAGAAACCGAAACAGCAGACGGGUAAAGGCAGCCAGAAAGAGAAGACGGGCUCCAAAAUGGGGCCAGCAAAACAGCCUGCCAAACCGAGCGAUGAAUCCGGUAAGAAACCAGAGCAAAGCGUCAAAACAGACAAGUCAGAUAAUAAGGACGGGUCCAAACCGAACAGUAGCACUAAAUUACCAAUGUUAGCAAAGGAGACGGCAGCCGCAAACGCUUUCGGCAAUCUGUUAAUGAAGAAAGAACAAAAAACGACGUUUGGAAAUCUGUCGAUCCCGGCCGGUGGUUCAGCCCUUUCUGUCAGUUCAGCAGUUUCUUCUCAAUCGUCUGGGACCAAUUCGGGAAAAGAUCGAGAAAAAGGCAUCCCGCUACUGAAAUCAAUGAUGGCCAAACCCAAAGCGAAAACAGCCGUAGCGAUGGCAGCUGCUGCGGCUUUCACUCCUUCAGCAGCCAAGCCGCAAUCCUUUAUGGCCAAGAACCGAAUCAACAAAGUCCUGAAAAUGGCCAAAACGGCAGGACUGGUGGCCCGCCGCAAGCCGAUCAAUAACACCGGCGGCCACAAUCAAUCGACGCAGAACAAUCAGAGCAAUAAUCAAGGCCCCCCGACACUAGUCAACUUCUUCAAACGGAGCAACCGCACGACCAACGCCGACAGUCGCAUUCCAAUCAAGUACGAGACGUUCACAGACAAAGAUCGAGCAGCAGCCGUCCUCCUGGGGGACGCCGACAUCAAAACGACGCUGGAAAAACAACUGAAAAGUGAAAGAGGACGUUACGUGUUGCCAAAAGAGAGUCCGGCUCAAGUGUAUCUGGCCCAAGCGGAUUUUGAGAUGCGCAUCGGCGGACUGGCGACGGCCAAGAAUUUACUCAACAAGGCGCUGGAACUGCAGCCGGGAGACAAGAACGCCUUGUGUGCACGGUCCCGUUGUCGACUGCAGAUGGGAGACACUAAAGGAGCGCUGGACGAUGCCGAAGAAGCUCUGAAUAACGACAGUACCUAUGUUAGAGCCACCUAUCAAAAGGGCGAAGUUCUCUACCAAAUGGGACGAUUCGAAGAGGCCCUGGUCUUUUAUCACAUGGGCUGUAAACAACGACCGGACAUGGACCUGUUCCAUCAAGGUGUUCGCAAGGCUCAAGAAGCCAUCGAAAUUUCUUUAGGAGUCAAGCAGCCAACACUGCAGCAACAACAACAAUAUCGCACCACUACGAUCGCCAGUAAAAAGACUACGCCGUGGGGCAAAGGGUCCUCUUCGUCUCGGUUGCCUCCGCUCAACGGCAACCAGAACCAGCCAUUGAAUCAGUUCAGUCAACAACUGCAGCAGAGACUAUGGCAAGGAGGGCCGACCUCUCACCGCGAGUCUUCUCUACUCGGAGACCUUCACGUGGACAAGAUCUACCUGGAGAGGUUGUUGGAGAACCCAGGGUUGCACAAUCAGAGCGUGUCCAGUCAGAAAAUCAUCCAUCACGCCAAGGAGACUCUCGAAUACCUCAAGGGCAGAGAGAAUUUCUGGAAGCAGCAGCAGCCAUCGCACAUUGUCUAUACAAAAGAAAGGACCAGGACCAAAACGCACCGACGCCGAAUUCCAUCGUCUCGAACCAAUUUAACAUCGACCGAAGACUCGGGAACAGACCGAGAUCAUCAACAGUCUGAAGAAGCCAACAGCAGCGGCAGCGGCAGUGGGAGCGGGACUGGGAGCGGCAGUGGGAGCGGGAGCGGCAGUAACAGCAGUCGAGUAGACGACUCGCUGUCGUCAUCAGAGACAUUAACUGAGCGAGAAGAAAACGAAACGAUUAUUGCCCGUUGCUCAUCCGAGGAAGUGUCGCGCAUUUUGGCCUCUGCCGUCGAAGAAGACGAGAACGAAAGGGACGGCGGUCGUAGCGGCGUCGACGACGAGGAUGUGGCCGAAUGGCGUCAAGUGAUCCAAGACAUGACCGAAAGCAUCGAGAAAGAGCAACUUGACCGUUGCACCCACGUCUUUCUGGCCAAAUGUUGCGGCUGGGCGGCGGAAGAUGAGGAAUUGACGGGCGAGAUUGAAGCCAAAAUGAGUUUGAUGCGAUUGCACGAAGAGCAGCAAAAUCAAUGCGGCGACGAGGGCAACACCAACGAAAAAAUGCAUCUAGCCAUCGAGAUUGCCGUCCUCUAUUUGGCCAACGGGCAACAGGAGCUGUCCAAAAGUUCAGCUCAACAGGGUUUGGCGCUGGCCGAAUUGACGGGCGAUGUCGGCGCUCUCCUGCAACUUUGGCUACUCUUGACGGCGGUGGAAGCGUCGACCGGAAAUUCCAUCGGCGUCAAAACCUGUUUGGCCAACGCUAGGCGGAUUUUUAAUGGGGAAAGUCUAAGCAGCAACCAAACUCUGUUGGCAGAAGAUGAACCUGCCAAUCCCGGAGAGGUCAUCAACCUCGAACAAGAGGAAGAAGAUGAGGAAGAAGGCGACGACCAAGAUGAGGAAGAAGAAAAAGAAGAAGAAGAAGAAGGCUUGCUCUUAGAUUGAGUGGGCCAUUCAAAAAUUGGCGCUGCAAAAAUCCAAGAGACACACAAAGGACUAGUGUGGGAACGCCUCGAGGUAUUAAAAAAAACGGUCAAUGAAAUUCAGUCGGUUCUUUUGUUUAAAAAGACAAGGCACCCCACCCAUCAUGCAAAGAAGGUCAUUAGAAAUCGAUUCAUCAUUCCAAAGUAUUUGAAUGCUCUUCGCCGAAGCGAGUCAAUGAAGCCAUCAGUGUACAUCGUUCCACAUUUUCUCACAAUCAAAUAAAAACACGUUUAUCACUCGCAAUCGGUUGCCCUCACAUCCUCCACACGAUCGUGCAACGACUCUUCUCUUUCCUAAAAAUACAUUUUUCCUAUAACUAAAUCUUUUGGUGAUCAUCAUGUUCCUAUUUCCCAACUCUCUUUUCUUAUUUAUUGAAUGGAAAGUCUUAACAAAAAUCCUUUUUGCUCGCACAAUAAACACCUGAACUU